This is a messenger RNA of Erpetoichthys calabaricus (reedfish), 3203 nucleotides long. RefSeq names its product calcium binding and coiled-coil domain 2 (gene calcoco2). The coding region runs from base 301 to 2007 and encodes 568 amino acids. The record is from RefSeq and is a predicted model, not a curated record. Lineage: Eukaryota; Metazoa; Chordata; Cladistia; Polypteriformes; Polypteridae. The transcript is spliced from 14 exons.
UAUUAGUUUAGCCAGUUUCAUUUGAACAUUUUUAAAAUGUUCCCACUGUUUAAUUCCUUUUCACCACGGUUAUUUUGAUUUAUUUAUGUAUGUAUUUAUUUAUUUAUUUGCCUGCGUUUGUCUUUAAGGUUCAGAUAAACAAAUCACGUCAUAGGCUGUUUUGUAAGGAUGCGCUAGCUUUCACUUUCAUUUAGGUUUUUUUCUUCACUUAUGUUUUCCUGGAACGGACGACAAGACACACGAACUGAGCAGCACUAGACUGUGUCCUCGUGGGACUGGGCUGAAGUCAUACUCGUCAACAUGUCUGUCGAUACAGAGAGGCCCCCCACGUCCAACAUUAUGGAGGUGUCCACUUAUUCGCAGGUCAUAUUCGAUCAAAUACAGAGCAGCUAUCCUCCCGGCUCCCCACUUUCUUGCACGUACCGACUGACCAAUCAGGUGCAGCCCCACCGAAAGGACUGGGUGGGCAUCUUCAAGGUUGGCUGGACCACUACUCGGGAUUACUACACCUUUGUGUGGGCUUCAUCUCCGAGCUUGUCUGACACCAACAGACCAGCAGUCCUCUCUGUAGUUUUCGAGGCUUACUAUCUGCCCAAAGAAGAUGGUGAAUUUUAUCAAUUCUGUUAUGUUGACAGCAAUGGGCAAGUGCGUGGAGCAAGCACUCCCUUCUGCUUCCAGAGUGAAGCUGCUAUCAGUCUAGAAGAUGACAUUCUAGUGGUCACUACAAAGGAUCAAGUGGAGGAGAUUGAGAAGGAGAAGGUGGCUUUGAUACAGGAAAACAACCAGCAAAAGGUGAUGAUCGAAGGCCUGAAGAAGGAGAUUGAGGAAAUUCUUUUGGAACUGAGGAAGACACGGGAAUCUGUUGAAGAGCUGAGAAGGGAAAAGUCUGAAGUUAGUGUGAACUCAAAGAAGAUGAUUGAGGAGUGGGAGCAAAAGCUAAGAGAUAAAGAGGAUUGCUACAAGGAAAAAAUGGAGCUCCUUCAAAGUGUGGAUACCCUCAAUAACAAGAAUGCAAUGCUGGUGGCAGAGAUCAAGCAACUGAGUGAGGAAGUUGAGAAGCUGAAGAAAGAGGCUAUCAUAAAGACAACAGAGGUGGAGAAGCUGCAGAAGAAACUUUCAGCAGCUGAAGAGCAGAAGAAGGAGGUAGAGGCCAAGCUGGAGAUGCAAGUGGACCAAAUAAAGCUGCUGCAGUUUGACCUUACCAGUGUGCAGAGGGACAAUGAACAAUUGAAGGAGAAGUUGUCUGGAGCUCUGGCAAAUGUGGACAACGUCAAUGACUUGCGCAAGGAGAACCAAGAUCUAAAAAAGUCACUUCAGGAGAUACAAGAGCGCCAGGACCCUGAACCACAGGUGGAACUCCUGAACAAGCAGAAGGAGCACACUGAGAUUCAGCUCAUCCAAAUAAAACAGCGAGCAGAAAGACUGGAGGUAGAAUUGAGUGAGGAGAAACAUUUCCGAAUGCUUGCCCAAAACACACUGCGUGAAAUGGAGAUGAAAAUGUGCUCCAUGGCUGAUCAAUUUGAGUUUGAGAAGAAGAAGAGCUCUAAGAUUGAGAUGUUGCUGACUGAGAAAGAAAGCCAGCUGGAUGAAGAAGCCAACAAAGUGCAAAUUAAGGAGGUGCAGUUGGAGGAUCUGAAGCGUGUGAAUGAGGAGCUCACAAGGAAAGUGGAGAGGCUACGUGAAGAGCUAAAUCAUACUCAUUCACCUGUGGCUGACCACCAAGGUACCUCUGCCAUCCAGUUGCAGUACCAUAAUCCUUACACCCCAACAAAGGAACUUACUUGUUCCGUCACCAACAGUGAUCUACUCUUUGGUAACCCUUUCCAGUCCCGUGGUGCGCCAAUCAACACUGAUCAGUGCCCAAUUUGCUUACAUUCUUUCCCACACUUUACCCGUGGACAGCUUCAUGAACACAUCGAGAGCCACGAGCGCCGAUGCCCCUUCUGCAGCUUGUCCUGUGGCAGCAUGUCUCAAGAUGAAUUUGAGGACCACGUGUACAGCCAUUAAAGUCACCAGGGCUCAGAAGCAGCAAUGGAAGUUGGCCCUUUCUGUUUCUGCCUAUUAAUCCUGCUGAAGAUGUUCAUGUAUAGGUAUAUUAUUAUUGUAACCGUGCUGCUGCACACAAGUGGGCAAAUUUGCCUUUGUGCCCUUUCUUUCUGUGAUUGCAUCAUUUAUGUAUUGGUCCUACUGCUUUAACUUUACAUGAGGGCAGCAUUUUCUCACAAGAGGACAUGGAGACAAGUUCUUAAGCUCAUCCCAUCAUGUUUCUCUGAAAAUAUUAAGGUGACAUCAUAUAGCAUAAAAGAACAUAACUGUCUCGGACUUGUUUAAUCCAGUUCAGAAUUGUAGGGGAUAAAACAACAAAAAAAAAAAAGAUACUAAAUACUUCAGUCAGACAUCCAGGGCAGCCAUGUAAUGAUCACGUAAUUAACUCUCUAUACAAAGCUGGUAAGAGAUUUUUGUAUCACAGCACUUUGGUGUAGGGUUCAAAUAUGGCCUGGUGUGGAUUUGUGGCAAGUUUUCCCCAUCUUUUGUGAGUUUUUUAGGUUAUCUUCCCACACCCACAUUAAAAAUCAGCAGGUAUGGCCCAAUGAUGAUUCUGAAUCAUCCAGCUGUAAAUGAGGGUGGCUGCAAUGCAAUGACAUCCCAUCCAGGAUUUGGUUCCCCACAGCUCUGGAUUGGAAAACAAGUGUUUGAAGUAUACAAAGUGUGGGGGUGACAUACAGCUUUCUAAGAAGAAUUGUUGCAUAUAUUAGAAAUUUAAUUAAAAUAUUUAACCUGUUAAUGCAUUGCCAAAUUAAAGUGAAUUAAUGAAGCCAUUAACUUUGUGUCUGGGAAAGUGUAUUCUUGAUAUAAUAGGGAACAGUGGAAGUAAAUCUUAAUAUCUUAUGAAAACUUUUUUUCUCCAAUUAUUGUUCUACUUAAAGUAUGGACCUCAAUUAAAAAGCAAUCAAAGUUAAUGAUCUAGUCACUCUUUUCAGGAUAAACUGUAACAAAACUUUAGCAAACUUGAAAUAAGCCAUUGACUGGUUGAAUAGUCUUCAAGUACACUUAAAAAUAGCAACAACAACAUUUAUUUAUAUCACACAUUUUCAUACAUAGCUCAAAAUGCUUUACAAGACAGCAAAAUGAAAGUAAUAUGAAAUGAAAAACAAAUAGGAUUAAGAAAUAACAUUAAAGAAAAAGAAACAAAGGUAUAAAGU